CCCGCCGCCGCCCCCCCGCGCCUCUGGGUCUUCGGCGGCGCCCACCCGGAGGGGAACCGGAGCUGCGUCCAGGUGCUGGACCUGGAAAGAGGAACCUGGGAGAGCCCUGAAGUGAGUGGUGUUCAGCCACUACCUCGCACAUUCCACACGUCCUCAGCAGCCAUAGGAGACCGUCUGUACGUCUUCGGAGGGGGGGACAAAGGAGCAGAACCCGUUACAGACCAGCGGCUCCACGUCUUUGACACAGCCACCUUGACCUGGUCCCAGCCAGAUACUCGUGGCGAUCCCCCCUCUCCUCGGCACGGACACGUCGUGGUUGCAGUCGGGACCAAACUCUUCAUCCACGGAGGUUUAGCUGGUGAUAUUUUUUACAAUGAUCUGUUCUGCAUCGACAUCACUGACAUGAGGUGGGUUAAGAUCCCAGCCACCGGCGACGUCCCGGGAGGACGGGCAUCCCACUCCUCCGCUGCGUUUCAAGACCACGUGUACAUUUUUGGCGGCAUGGGCCCAGGCGGGGCGCUGGACACCACGUACAAGUACCACACAGAGAAGCAGCAGUGGACGCUCCUGCAGUUUGACCCCCCUCUGCCCGCUGGGAGGCUGGACCACGCCAUGUGCGUCGUUCCCUGGCGGGCCAGCGGCACUGGAGCCGCCCCGCGGGACGAGAGAGCCGGGGAAGAGUCGCGCACGGCCGAGGAAGGGGGCCGAGAGGAGGAGGGGCGCGCCGAGGACGCGGUCGUGCACCUGCUGUUAGUGUUUGGGGGGAUGGACAUGCGGGGGGAGGUCCGCAGGGACUGCCUGGUCAGCCUGAUCCAAUAG
Nipponia nippon (crested ibis) is the source of this 819-nucleotide messenger RNA. The record is from RefSeq and is a predicted model, not a curated record. Lineage: Eukaryota; Metazoa; Chordata; Aves; Pelecaniformes; Threskiornithidae.